AUGUGCUUCAAAAGGUGUGGAUUUUUGCAGGCUGACACAUCAUCUUUGAUGCCAUCUGAAUUGAGCUAUACGGGUGGUGGUGGAUCUUCAGCUAUGCAUUCCCCAUAUCCACCAGAGGGAAAAAAGGAGCAGUUAAAGCAACAAAAACGCGAGUAUAAGGACGAGAAAAAGCGGAUCGAGCAGGAGCUGAUGGGCGCGCUGCGGGACCCUACCGUGGUCGUCUCAGCGGAUUGGCUGAAAUUGCGUGGAACAUUGCGGAAAUGGACGAGACACUACUGUGUACUCAAACCUGGACUCCUGAUGAUCUACAAGACCAAUAAGACGCAUAAGCAUGGUCAAUGGGUGGGCACGGUACUUCUAAACACGUGCAAGCUGAUCGAGCGCCCCUCGAAAAAGGACGGAUUCUGCUUCAAGCUCUUUCAUCCUCUGGACCAGUCAAUCUGGGCUACACGAGGGCCAAUGGGGGAAUCACAUGGAGCUGUUACUAUAAACCUACUCCCCACUACCUAUCUCAUCUGCAGAGCGGCUGGCGACCAGGCUGGCCGGACGUGGAUGGAUGGUCUGGAGAUCUCCCUUCGAUGCUCUGGAUUAUUGACACAGACUAUGCACGAGCUCGAAUCCGCGAAAAAGCAGGCAUCUGCCCAUCAGAAAGACAGUGAUUCGAUCGAUGGAGAGGAUGGAAAUAUUAGCGAGGGCGAGGCCGAGAAGCAUUUCGUUGAAAUCGACGAGCUCGACGAGCACGUCUCCGAAAACGGCGAGGCAUCGGAUGCGGGUGAAAAUGGGGAUAAUGCCCAGGAAAGCCCGUGGACACAAUCUGAACCUGAACAGUUUGGCCAGCUCGGAGAAGGAGCUCAAACAGAGGAUGUCGGCGAGGAAAAUAAGAGUCUUGUCUGGACGCUGCUCAAACAGGUGCGCCCAGGAAUGGACCUCUCAAAGGUGGUGCUCCCCACCUUCAUCCUCGAGCCUCGGUCUUUCCUCGAAAAACUGGCCGACUAUUAUUAUCAUGCCGAUCUUUUAACCGAAGCGGCAAACGAGGAAGAUCCCCUUCAACGAAUGAUCAAAGUCACCAAAUUCUACUUGUCCGGAUUUUACAAGAAGCCGAAAGGAUUGAAGAAACCGUAUAAUCCGAUAUUGGGAGAGACAUUUCGAUGUUCAUGGCAUCAUCCGGAUGGAAGUACUACUUAUUAUAUUGCUGAACAGAUUUCUCACCACCCCCCGAUCUCCACAAUCUUCAUCACCAACAAAAAAGCCGGUUUCAACGUCGCCGGAACUAUUUUGGCGAAGAGCAAAUAUUACGGGAAUAGUCUAUCGGCAAUGAUGCUUGGGAAUUUAAGGCUAACACUCCUAAAGCGUGGCGAGACCUACUCCGUCUCUCUACCAUAUGCAAAUUGCAAAGGAAUCAUGAUCGGAACAUUGACAAUGGAACUAGGAGGACCGGUGACGAUCGAAUGUGAUCGUACGGCCUAUUCCACGACCCUCGAUUUCCAGUUAAAACCAUUUUUGGGCGGCAGUAUGAAUAAGGUAAAAGGCGAGAUCAAGUACGGUUCGCAGACGAUGGCCGAAAUUGAGGGUCACUGGGAUGGAACCAUGAAAAUUCAGGAAAAGGGCUCCUCGAAGGAAAUCCUGUGGCAACCAACGCAAGAAAUCAUCGCGAAACGACUACCGAGAUACGAGAUCCCCUAUGAAGAUCUGGGAGAGUGGGAAUCCAGAAAGCUUUGGAAUAAAGUGAGCGAAGCUAUCGCGAAGGAGGAUCAAUAUGAGGCGACGAAUCAGAAGACGGUUCUCGAAGAGGAUCAACGCCGCCGUGCGAAAUCCGGCGUCCCCCACAAGACGAAAUAUUUCAAGAAGAACCCGGUGAAGGAUGUCUACGAUUACAUCUAUGCUGAUUACCGUCCCUGGGACUCUCACAAUGAUGUGCGGCAGAUUGAGCACGACUAUGAGAUCCGAACAAUCUCCAAAGUUCGCCCCAAGAACUUGAGGAUCAAGAAUAACAGUCUCUCAUCACAGGACAAACAGAAACACCUGUCACAAGACGGACAGACGGAAGAUUCAUCAGAUGAAAGUAUCGAUCGAUCGACAAAAAGGAAAGAGACCAAAGGGCAGCUCAAUAUUGAUCCCGAGGUCGCAAAGCAGAUCCAGGAAAACCUCGAGCGAAUGGAAAUCGCGAUGACUCGACUGUCGGCCAAAAUCGAGCAAAUCGGCGAUGAACGAUUCAAGCCCAGCCAAUUGUUGCUUUACGUCGCUAUUUUCUCUAUUAUGCAGGCCCUGCUAUUUUCGAUGUUUUUUAGA
Molecule: messenger RNA, 2289 nt
Organism: Mesorhabditis spiculigera
Lineage: Eukaryota; Metazoa; Nematoda; Chromadorea; Rhabditida; Rhabditidae
Source: the annotation of a GenBank genome assembly